AUGACUAGUCCACGUACGAGAUUCGUUCUGAUCACCGGGUGCGGCGAAGGUGGCAUAGGUCAUGCUCUUACGAAGCACUUUGUCGCAUCAGGUUUGAGCGUUAUUGCGACGCUGCUACCACACGAAGGACGAAAGCAUCUGGAUCAUCCUCAAAUCCAUGUAUUGGAUCUUAACGUAACCAAAGAGGAGGAGAUGUUGCCGUUCAAGAAACAGGUCGAGGCCAUCACAGCCGGCAAGCUCGAUGUGUUAGUCAACAAUGCUGGAAUCUGCUAUACCAUGACAGCGGCCGACACGGACGUCCGGCAGGUGGAAAAGAUGUUCGCCGUCAAUGUGUUUGGGCCAAUGCGCAUGGUACAUCACUUCCACAAGAUGCUCGUCCGCGCCCGCGGUACCGUGGUCAACAUUGGGUCGAUUGGGGGCGUAUGUCCGUAUGUCUUCGGGGCGUCAUACAACGCGACCAAAGCAGCGCUCGUCCACUACGGUAAUACUUUGCGCGUCGAAAUGAAGCCUUUCGGAGUAAAGGUAAUAAACGUUAUCUCAGGAGAGGUGUCUACCAAUAUCCUCAAGAGUGAUGUACGUGACAGUCGCGCACUACCAGAGGACUCGAUUUACGCACCUUUGGCCGGGGUAUUCAAAGCUCACAUCAACAGAAGUCCUGACGCUAUGACUCCGGACGAAUACGCCAAGGGCGUCGUGGCUACGGUCCUGAAGCAAUCACCCCCUGUCUGGUUCUGGUAUGGGAACUCGACACUGCUGGUGAGAACGUUGGAUACAUUUCUGCCACGCACAAUUUGGGACUGGCUCUUCUAUAGGUGGUUUAAUCUGAAGACGCUCGAAGGUACCUUUACGGAAAGCUGAAGACAUGGCACAAUUGUGCUUGGUGAUAUAAACUAGCUCACAUAAGUCAAUGACCUCAAUGACCAAGAAUGAUGUAUAUGUUUAAAUGAUAUUGUGUCGC
This is a messenger RNA of Amorphotheca resinae ATCC 22711, 958 nucleotides long. RefSeq lists its product as hypothetical. The transcript is spliced from 8 exons. Gene Ontology annotation, molecular function: triacylglycerol lipase activity; acylglycerone-phosphate reductase (NADP+) activity. The record is from RefSeq and is a predicted model, not a curated record. NCBI's taxonomy places the organism in Eukaryota, Fungi, Ascomycota, Leotiomycetes, Helotiales, Amorphothecaceae. Gene Ontology annotation, biological process: phosphatidic acid biosynthetic process; triglyceride catabolic process. Bases 1 to 858 code for a protein of 285 amino acids. Gene Ontology annotation, cellular component: endoplasmic reticulum; lipid droplet.